Molecule: messenger RNA, 441 nt
Organism: Cloeon dipterum
Lineage: Eukaryota; Metazoa; Arthropoda; Insecta; Ephemeroptera; Baetidae
Product: alpha-latrocrustotoxin-Lt1a-like
Exons: 2
Coding region: 1-441 (146 amino acids)
Biological process (GO): positive regulation of transcription by RNA polymerase II
Cellular component (GO): nucleus
Molecular function (GO): protein binding; transcription cis-regulatory region binding
Source: RefSeq, a predicted model, not a curated record
AUGGUACUGGAACAGGAUAAAGGGCUUUUUGGUGUGACUGGAAGGUCAGCGAUUCACCUUGCAGCUAUCCUCGGCGAUCUUGACAUGUGCAAGUGGCUUUUGAAUGAAGGUGUCGACGUUCGAUCUUUAACAAAGGAUAAAUACGAGGACAGCGUGCUGCACUGUGCCGCAAUGAACAAAUCGCACGGCAAAGAACUAGUGCGGUAUUUUGUUUCCGAGCAUAGCUUUGACGUGAACGCAAAAGACAAACUUGAGUUCACGCCUCUCCACUAUGCCUUACACAAAGAAAACAUCGAUAUUGCCGAAGAAUUGUUUCAACUCGGUGCAGACCUAACAGUAAAACGGAUCACCAAUGACUCUAGCAAUUUGGAAAAUUUAAUGCACUGCUGCAUUCUCGAUCUGUCGAGGAAAUGGUCGCUGAAAGAGGAGACAAGGAAAUGA